Molecule: messenger RNA, 3587 nt
Organism: Marchantia polymorpha subsp. ruderalis
Lineage: Eukaryota; Viridiplantae; Streptophyta; Marchantiopsida; Marchantiales; Marchantiaceae
Source: the annotation of a GenBank genome assembly
AGCCAUACUCGUACAUACAUUCCUUUCUCUGUCAGUCUUCCGUGAAAAGUAUGCGAGUUAUUCGAUGCGUGACAAGAUUAAGUUUAAGUUUAUCAACAGAGGGUCUCCAACGACUUCUGAUGAAAGCGUUAUUAAAUAUGUCGCUGGUAUAAGUCGGAGCUGAUCGGGGCUGAAGACAAGUGGUGAAGAGUGGGCGGCCAUAAGUGGUGAAGCGGGGCUGCGAUGUUAUGACCGGGAACAUGCAGAGACUCUGAGCUUUCGAGAUCCAUGUGCACGGGUGGCUCCUUCAGUGAGUGCAUCCUGAGCCACGUUGGAUGGAAAAGGGGAAAGCGCAGCACACAGUCAUUGUUCUCUUCUCGGGAGUUCGUUAGACAUGAUCCCACCUCAUACCUUUGAUCCACCGGAACCUCCUUGAUUCUGAGCGAUAUUAUCCAAUUCGUCAACCAGCUCAUCUCUGAGAUUCUGAUUCUCUCUCUCUCUCUCUCUCUCUCUCUCUCUCUGCACCCUGUUUAACUGUCAUGUCCGAUCAAGAGCCUACAAGAGCACAAUGGACAUGAACUUUCAGUGCUCAGAAAGACUUGCAGUCCAGCCAGCAGCACCUCCGAGACUCUGCAUGUCUUCCUAUAUAUAUAGCAGAAGGUCUCAAUUGAGAGGAGCUGGAGAUUUGGGUGGCCUUAUGCAACUAUAUCUUCUGUCAUGCAGCAGCCUUGAGCCUUGAGCCUUGCUGCCAGUGAGUAGACACAGUUUCGUAUCGCAGUCGCAGCACAUGGCAUUCGGAAGUGUUGAGUCUAGGCAGGAAAGGUUCGGUUCUGCUGCGCUCAGCUCACUGCGGAUGCCCUUCACGUCGUCUGUAGACAUAUAGAUACAUCGUCGUCGAGCCCAUGAAGCCUCUAAUGAUUUAGCUCGAGCUCUCGACGAGGCGAGCAUCGAAGACGAGAUUACACAGUACACCAACGCCGCUCAUUAUCUUGCAGCAUCUUCCAUUCCGUCAAACAACGUAAAUCAGCUUUGUACAUUCUUUAAAUCAACUGCUUUGCUUCCCUAGAGUAGAGACCUUACUCUAGCUCAGCAGCGACUAUUUUCUCUUGAAGAGACCAAUGGAUUGUCGUGCACAUUCGGUGAUCCUUCGAUUGCCGCCAUGUAGCACAUGGCCGAAUGAACGCAGCUCUCUCACGAGCGGCUGCCCUUGGCUUUCGAUUUCUUAUAUUUCCAACAGCACAGCAGCCCAGAUUCUGAGUGCCGAGUACCCAUUCAGGCAUUGAUAUCAUUCAUUAUCUUCGGUCUUCACAUUUCAUUGCAGAGCUGUAGAUCAAUCCAGUAUUUGCGGUUUAUUCAUGCACUCCAUAUCCGGAAUUCUUUAGAUUUUCAAUUUCGGUAGCCCAACUAGUUUCAGAGGCACACGCAAUUUCUCCAAUUCAGUCGAGAAUCCGUCCGUUUUCCAGGAACCUCUAGACACGGUUUCUCAUGGCAUCCACAAAUGUCAGCUCCAGGCUUCGCAAAAAUCUGUGGACAGUGGUUUUCUUGAUACUGGGAACUUGGAAACAGCCCAUGGCUGCAGCUUCCACAGCACUCGGUGGGGGAUUCGUACGUCGGAGAGGUGUCCAUUUCGAAGACUCGGAGGGACGACCGUUCCUCGUGCAUGGUUGCAACUUCUACUGGCUCAUGUACCAGGCAUCCGAGGACUCGAGCCGACAGAUGGUGGACGAGGUGCUUCGGGACGCCAAGGGCCUGGGGCUCAACGUUGGUCGCACAUGGGCCUUCAAUGAUGGAGCCGAUCGAGCUCUUCAAACCUCCCCCGGUGCCUACGACGAGAAAGUUUUCCAGGGUUUGGACUAUGCGAUAGCCCAAGCAGCGACUCAUCAGAUGAGGCUGGUUCUCAGUCUGAUCAAUAACUACAAUGCCUUCGGUGGAAGGCCUCAGUAUGUACAGUGGGCACGCAAUGCGGGGAACUAUCUACCUUCUGAAGACUCAUUCUACACCCACUUCGUCACCCGACAAUGGUACAAGAAUCACGUGAAGAAAAUUUUGACGAGAGUGAACUCUAUUACUGGAGUUAUGUACAAAGAUGAUCCGACGAUCCUGGCCUGGGAACUCAUGAACGAGCCUCGCUGUGCAUCUGACCCUUCGGGUGACACUUUGGUGAAGUGGGUGAGGGAGAUGGGAGCCUACGUGAAGUCUAUAGACCAAAACCACAUGCUGCAGGCAGGAAUGGAAGGGUUUUAUGGAGCGAGCACUCCCGAGAGGAGGUGGGCCAAUCCCAAUGAAAUGGAGGGGCUGGGCACAGAUUUUAUUCGCAUCAACCAAGUUACUUACAUCGACUAUGCAACUGUUCACUCGUACCCAGAUCUUUGGCUGCCGCAGGCGAGCGAGGACACGCAGCUGAGCUUCCUGCAGAUGUGGGUCAAUGUGCACAUCGAGGACGCGAGGGACUUUCUGAACAAGCCCGUGGUGUUCUCGGAGUUCGGCAAGAGCGACCAGGCGCAGGGCUACAAGCCCUCGCAGCGGAGCGACUUCUUCUGGGCCGUGUACAACAGCGUGUUCUCGUCGGCCAACACGGGCGGCGCUGCGGCCGGCGCUAUGCUCUGGCAACUCCUGCCGCAGGGCAUGCAGCAGUGGAGCGAUGGGUUCGCCGUCACGGCCGACGAUCGUUCGUCCGCCAACAUCAUCUCCUGGCAGUCCCAGCGCCUCAAUCGCGUCACCGAGUUCCUCUACUCCCGUGCCUCCCAUUCCUCGCGCGGUCAGAACCUCGAGCCCCAUGUCUAGCGCUUCCCCCUCCCCUCCCCUCCCCUGCCCUCCCCUCCGCUGCCCUGCUUCGACCGAGUCGUCCGUCGUGGAACACGAGGAGAAUAUUGCCUUGUGCUCGAGAUCAUGGCAUGCAGAAGCCCUGAAUAGCGUUCCGAUUACGUAAUCAUCCGCAUCAUGAGUGACUAAUAUUCAUCUCGAUGUGGCUUCUUCUUCAUAUUCUUCCUCUCUUGCAUCAUCGGGGCACAUACUAUGCAGACGUCUUGGACAUGGUUCGCACAGGUCCACGAACUGAAGAGUAUGAUCUUGUGCCCAGAUGGACCUGAGUGCCUUCGGUAUGAAACCAAUCCUUUUCGUUGUGAAUCUCAGAAAUCAAACGCGCAAUUGUCCGUCCAAUGAUUGCCGGUCGACAUCACCAUAUCUACGAGUCGAUGGUGCAGAUUGUGCUAUGUAUGAUCAGAUUGACAUUGCUGCCUCUGAAGAGAUAUACAGAAAGUGCACAAUUCGAAUAAAAAUUUGCCAUCUUGUUUCAUCAAACGGAGCGAACUGUAUAUAAAUUUCGGUAGUGGCUGGCUACAAACCCACGAUCUGUACCUGUAGACGAGAACAGAGCUGAAAAUUCUCGAGGUGCAGGCCUCGAGUAGCUUGCUGUUCAUGAAAUGUUUCCGGCAGGCGGAAUCCUAGGUUUACAUGAACUCCUGUGAUCGCUGCAAGUGUGUAAUUCUAAUCCAACACAUGUACAAAUAUCUGCCAAUUAUUGUACCGUAUGUUCUGUACGUCCUUGGAGUCAUUGGCCUAUGAAGUGACGCUCACACCUGACAUAAGGACACGCUCAAAGGAUUUUC